Molecule: messenger RNA, 1041 nt
Organism: Lotus japonicus
Lineage: Eukaryota; Viridiplantae; Streptophyta; Magnoliopsida; Fabales; Fabaceae
Exons: 1
Coding region: 1-1041 (346 amino acids)
Molecular function (GO): zinc ion binding; nucleic acid binding
Source: RefSeq, a predicted model, not a curated record
AUGGAGGCUUUCUCAGAAGGCGAUGGCCUUCUUCGUUCGCAACAACAAGGCAGUGGGGCAAAUCAAGCCUGGGGGAAGACGUCCUUUCGAGACAAAUUGCUAGGGGGAAAGGUAGCACCCCCAGCCAAGACAGCUGUUAGCUUGGUUGAACAAGGAAAGAUGAAGAUCGUUCACUAUAAUGACAACCCUAUGCUGCCACAAGUGAUCACAGAUGCGGAUGCGAUCAAGGAGUUGUGCUAUCCAUGGCAAGAAGCUUUGGUAGUAUCACUACUGGGAAAGAAGUUGGGCUAUAGAACCAUGAAGUCUCGCCUCUCAGCAGUGUGGAGACUUACGGCUGAUUUUGAUCUGCUAGACAUUGACAAUGGUUUCUUUAUGGUGAAAUUUGAUCUUGCCGCUGACAGAACAAAGGUUAUGGAGGGUGGGCCUUGGGUGAUAUUUGAUCAUUAUCUAGCAGUGUCUACAUGGAAUAAGGAUUUCUUGUCACCUCUGGCAAAAGUCUCUAAAACUCUUGCGUGGAUUCGCAUUCCAGGACUAAAUGUGGUGUUCUAUGAUGAGAGUUUCCUUCUUGGCGUGGCUACUGCAGUGGGAAAACCUAUACGAGUGGAUGGCAAUAAGCUUCGAGCGGAGCGGGGAAAGUUUGCAAGGAUAUGUGUGGAGUUGGAUCUAGCUAAACCUGUGAUUGGCAAAAUCUGCAUUGAGGGAUUCUGGUACAAGGUUGAGUAUGAGGGAUUGCACAUCAUCUGCUCCAAGUGUGGUUGCUAUGGACACAGGGGAAGAGAUUGCACCUCAGGUACACCAACUACCAUGCUAAAGGAACAGGAGGCGCCGCCGUCACAAAGCCAGCAAGAUACGCCAAACCCUAGUGCACCGACGGCUGGAGCGAACAUUCAGGAGGAUAAUUCGCAAAACAUAGAAACUGAUGUACUCAUGGGGGCGGAUUCUCAGGGAAUUAUUCCUGGGGGUUUAAUGGUCAAUGAUGUGUUUAUUAUGGAGAAGCCACAUAAUAUGCCAGAUGCAGAUUGUGAAAUUUUAGGAGAAUGA